Parastagonospora nodorum SN15 is the source of this 129-nucleotide messenger RNA. RefSeq lists its product as hypothetical. The record is from RefSeq and is a predicted model, not a curated record. NCBI's taxonomy places the organism in Eukaryota, Fungi, Ascomycota, Dothideomycetes, Pleosporales, Phaeosphaeriaceae. The transcript is spliced from 2 exons. The coding region runs from base 1 to 129 and encodes 42 amino acids.
AUGGAUUCGACGGUUCUAAGCGGAAAGUUCCUAACCCUGAUAUCAGACUGUGCGACUUUGAGCACACUUUGGUCAGUGGUCUGGAAUAUCGGUUUCUUAUGGAACAACAAUCUAAGUGCACAAUUGUAG